UUUUUUCAUCUCUAAAAUGGGCUCACACUGCCCCAUUACUGGGGUUUCUUGAGCAUCCAGAGAGAAAAUGAAUGUGAGCCUGCUGGGCCAGCUGAAAGACAUUUUGUACCUGGAAGGCCAAGGGCACUGAAUUUGGAGUCUGGCUGUCAUUUCCUGUCUGUGCAUCUUGGGGCAAGGAGCUUGGCCUCGCUCAGUCUUGGUUUUCUCAUCUACCAGAUGGGAUACCACAGGCUGCCUCCCAGGGCGAUUCUGACAUCCAGAUCAAAUGUCCCUUCCGGCCAGGAAGACAGGGUUUGCCUUCAGUGAGCACCGCCGUGCCAGGCCCUGGACCGAGUGCACCAUGCACAUCCUAUCAUUCACCCUCCACAUGGUCCCAUGAGUCCCUAUCCCCACUGUACGAUGCUCAGAGAGGUCAAGCUAUUUGCCCAAGGUCACUGAGCUGGGAAGGGGCACCACCGUGAUACAAACCCAGCAUCUUGUCUAAAGUGCUUUCAGCACUUUGCCUUACUGGCUCACCUGUCAUCUGUUGUCAUUGACUCCAUCAAAGGCAGAUCCAGAAGCACCAGGGCAAGGAAGAAGCCAAUGCAGGGGCAUUAAGGCCUUGGUCAGCUGGGGUUGACAUGGCCAUUCUCAGGAUAAACUAGGACCUGGGACUUCCUCUCCCAUCUGUCCUUGGUGGCCUCCUGCAGCCAGGCAGCACCAGUGUGUAGUUUCGAAGUUGCCCACUAACAGCCACACAUUCCCACAGCCUGGGGAGCUCAGCCCUGCCUGGCAUGGGCCUGUGUCCUGUGGGGCCUCCAGGGAGGAGCUCUGGUACCUCUUAGGUCACUAACAGAACCAGAAAGGAACCAAGUGAGGGGCUCCCAAUCUCUCAUCUGACCCCCCACCCCCACCCCAUAGGAGGUGAGCUCUGCCCUUCCUCUGCACAUUAAUGAGAAUUACGAGCCCAUCCUGUAGUCACACGAGACACUCACUUUAGCUGUCAGACACAAACCGCCUCUACCCUCCUCCCAGAACGUUAGCUGGUCCAGUCUUUACAGCCAAGAGGAUCCCAGAGGUCAAAGACCUGCCCAAGGACAUACACCUGCUACCAACUGUGACCUUGGGCACACCUACCCACAAUAGCCAAGUCAACCCCAGUGAGCUGAAACCGGUUAGGCCAGUGCCAAGAAGCUGAGUGUUUUUUCACUCCAUGGUUUGCAGAGUUGGCUGAGAAAUGGAAUUGCCUGGAGAACUUUACCUCCUGAGGCCAAGCUGCUCCCAAGACAACUAAAUCAAAAUCCCUGAUGUCAGGAUGCUUCCACAGCAAUGACAAAAUGGAAAUCAAGCCUCCAUGUACUCCGAGAUCCAGCGGGAGCGGGCGGACAUUGGGGGCCUGAUGGCCCGGCCAGAUUACAGAGAGUGGAACCCGGAGCUCAUCAAGCCCAAGAAGCUGUUGAACCCAGUGAAGGCCUCGCGGAGCCACCAGGAGCUGCACCGAGAGCUGCUCAUGAACCACAGGAGGGGCCUGGGCGUGGACAGCAAGCCCGAGCUGCAGCGCGUGCUGGAGCACCGGCGGCGGAACCAGCUCAUCAAGAAGAAGAAGGAGGAACAGGAGGCCAAGCGGCUGCAGUGCCCCUUCGAGCAGGAGCUGCUGAGACGGCAGCAGAGGCUGAACCAGCUGGAAAAACCCCCGGAGCAGGAGGAAGAGCACGCGCCGGAGUUUAUGAAAGUCAGGGAAAACCUGCGGAGGAUCGCCACGCUGCCCAGCGAAGAGCGAGCCCUGUAGAGCGGCUGCAGCGCCCGGCAGCCCGGGCCCCCCACCCCGUGCCACGCACACCUGCUCCUGUAGAACAGCCUGGCCCUGGGAAGCUGGCGCCCCCUGAACGCCCAGCCGUUUCCUUCUGAGCACACUCCCCCCCUGCCCCAAAGGGAAGCCAUUGCCAGGUGAACCCUCACCAAGGUGCCCCUCCCUGCACAACUGCACAGUGGGUAUCGGAGCCCCUCUGGCUGUCAGGCCCGGAAGCAGCCCGGCUCCCUGGUCUCAGAGAACUCACCCACCUGUGGUUUCACCUGUGGCCAGGUGAGAGCAGCUAAGCAGAGCUCAGCUUCCAGGACACCCGCUUUGAAAGCCACCAAGGGCAGUGAGGGAAGGCACUGAGGCAGGGUGCAGCGCCCAUGGUGGCAGCAAGCAAGGUAGACACUCACGAAGGGCACUGAGGGUUUGCCAACGCCCCCCACCCCCACCACACCCAAGCUUUGCUCUCCUCCUCUCCCCCGCCCAGUCCGGACCUUGUGAACACACCUAACGAUGCGUUUCACACACCUGCUUGUGCGUAGGAGCCACAGGGGCUCAUGUUCAGUUACGGCGCCUGAUCUGGCGGACGUGGGCCGGGGGCUCCCAGGAAAGGCCGAAGCUGGAGCACCCGGGGUGGACCCUGCCUUGGGGCUUCCCCACCCCACUCCACGGAAGACUGUGGCUCUCUGGCCCAGCGUCUGUGUCGCAGAUGUAAUGAGUGUUUUCCCCAGGGACAGACGUAAUUGCCAAUCUGUGUUUCUCACCUGUGCAACUGCACCAAUAUGCGACUCCAGCCAAAAGCAGCGAAGACUUCACCUUUUCCUCUCGCCUUUGGAGAGCGUGUGCUCCCACCCCCACCCAGCACCUCCAGAGAGAGCUGCCACCCACCACCCAGAUGCCCUUUCUCACUCCUAUCUGGGUGACCAGCCAGGGACCAAGGGUGGUGUCCCCUUCCUGUGAGCGGUGCCCGCAGAGGUGUAGAUGUAGCCAUUCUGUCUCUGUGUGUGCAUGCUCAUAUUCACGUUCAACCGAGCUCAAAAAGCUCCUGAACCUGACGCGCUGAGGGUGCGGUGCCGCUGUGUAAACAUCAGCCGGAUGAGGUUUAUGCCGAAGAUGCACGAUCCCUAAAUAAAGGCCACCUGUGCCCCAGAAGUCCCCCUUGGGGGUCUGUGUGUUGUUCGGACGUGUGGAGAGAAGCCAGACUGGGCGUCCGGGAGGAAGCAGGCCAUUCCCAGGGAACUCGUGGAAUUCCAAUGGAUGGCCACCAGGGUGCUCCUUGGAGGCAGCAUGUCAUGGAGAGAAAGUCCCAGAGGUGGAAGGGACCUCAAGCCCCAGGGGAGCCAUGGCAGACACCCAGUUCACUCCCCAGUGGGCAGUCCAACUCCAUCUCCCUAGCUACUGCCUGCUAGACGCUGUAAAUCCAGACUCUCACUAUUCCACCUCUUUUGACACUGAAGGUGACCAUGUGACCAUGUAUGGCCAAUGAAACUGGAGAGGAAGUCCACAGGGGCUUCUGGGAAAACUCAGGCUUUUCGGAUGAAAGAGCCAUGGCUAACACCUCCCUCCCUUUCCCUUCCUCCUGCCUUGACUGAGGAAGUGACGCCUGGAGCCACAGCAGACAUUUUACCACAUGAGGAAAAAAAGCCAAGAGAAUCGCAGACAUCAACCCUAUCGUCCUUGGACCAAGCCAGUGCCAGCAGCUAUCCUCCAGAGGUCUUGUAAAUAAAAAUAAAUCACUCUUUGUUGUAA
This is a messenger RNA of Oryctolagus cuniculus (rabbit), 3526 nucleotides long. The record is from RefSeq and is a predicted model, not a curated record. NCBI's taxonomy places the organism in Eukaryota, Metazoa, Chordata, Mammalia, Lagomorpha, Leporidae.